AUGGAUGCAGGUCUCACAGAGCGAGCCGCGCGAACAACCCAAAAGUCGCCUACACGAUUCGUCGAAGAUGAUCAGGUAUGCCAUGUUGUUGAGUCAGAAAGUUCUCAAGUACUGUAUGAGCCGCUCUCCGAGGAUAGGCUCGAGAUACGAAUUAUCGAUUUGGAACCAAGUACCGAUUACCACUCAGAAAUUCACUGCUGGCUCAGAAAAUUCAGCCUCCUAGAGGUCAAAUAUGGAAACCCUAGCCUCUUUUGCCUUGAAGCCUUGUCAUACACAUGGGGAAACGACGCAGCACUGACGAAUGUUGUCGUCAACGGCCAGAGGAUCUGGAUAACGAGAAACCUCGAGGCUUUUCUUCGACAUCGGCGGGAAACGCACGAGAAAGUGAUUUUAUGGGUCGACGCAAUUUGCAUCAAUCAAAAUGACCCGCAAGAUAAGAACAGCCAGAUUCCGAAGAUGAACAUGAUAUACGGCUUUGCUUCUAAGCUCACCAUCUGGCUCGGACCGGAUACAGACGAUAGUGGCCUCGCAAUCGAGACUUUGUUAAAGCUUGGCUGCGGUGCUCCGUAUGACAAAAUGCCUCUUCUGGAGCCCAGCGAGUUGACUGCACUGCACAAACUUCUCACUCGGCCUUGGUGGACGCGGACAUGGAUCGUACAAGAACUUGUCAUUGGUGGCAUGGGACCGAAACUCCGAAAUAUCAAGGUCCAAUGUGGCGGUGACAGCGUGCUUUGGAUAAAUGUGGUUGUUGCAGCCGCCCGCAUCAAAGCGUACCACGAUGAUCUGCGGCAAAAAUUCCCUAACAUCGAGAACAUCCUUGAACUGGAUAGUCUACGGGAGAUUGCGCAGGAGCACUUGAUAAACUCUGUGACCCCGAAGAUGAUCUUUGACCUGCUUUGUAGGUAUCGUCACUUCUCUGCAACCGAUCCAAAGGACAAGCUUUACGCUUUCUGCAAUAUGUUCUGCAGACUUCCGUCUGAGCGCGUUGCUACCAGAUACGAUGCCGAUCUGAAGGACAUCUAUAUCAAAUUUGCAAUCGACCAAUUGUUGGCCGAGUACGACCUAGAGAUUCUACGCCACUGCGGGCCUUCAGCGCACAGCCUACCUUCAUGGGUUCCAGAUUGGUCAGUGCCACUUGGAGUGCAGCCCUUACCACUCAGAAAACUGCAGCGAUACUUCCAGGUACCUUGGUGGGCCAAUCCAAUCAGACGCGGAUCUCACAGAUACAUGGCCAACCAUACUAUUGUGCAGGGUUCCAAUGUCCAGUACCAUCUCGGUCCCUAUACAAGAGAUCCUUUUGAGGCAGAACGCCAACGACGGCUUGAAUUGAAGCAGCUGGAGAUAGCCGCUAAAGGAUAUGGUAUAGUCCAGGACUUGCAGGAGAUUCCGCCGGACUUCACCUUUCAUAAAACUCCAUACACGUUCCAGGACCAGAUUCAGGAGCUACUCAAACAGGGCAAUCUCAUCUUCUCAGUUCAGGACGAGCGUUGUUUGCCUCCCGAGUCCGAUUUUUUCGGAACGGAUCAACCGGAUGCAGUCAAGCAAGGAGAGAUUAUAACAGAGCGCCGCAUAAAAGGGUGGAUUCUGCGGGAACUGACAGAACUCGGAGCCAACGCAGAGUAUCGGACCGCGCAAGGAACCAGAGCAGAUGUCAAGAUCAAUCCGCAUGAAUCAACCUUACGAGCCAAGGGCAUUCUUUGGGAAACGAUCGACAUAUGUCACGAAGGCUUUGUUGAAGAUCUUGAUUUAGAUUGGAAGAAUGCUACACGAUUUAUGGUUGGUGUCGGAGCCUGUAAGGCUCUUGCCUUAAGUCACAAGUCAGCAGCUGAGCGCUAUCCGACUCAAUUGGAACGCCUGACUGUGUUUUGGUCGACACUAUUUGCCGGUCAGGUCGCGGAAUCUGACUCAACAGAUGAGCAAGAGUCGCUUCAACGACUUCGCUACACAGAGUGGCUGCCUGAGAUCCCACCAGACUGGGUUGCUGGCACCCCACCAAUGACUGCGACAACUACAGGCCUCGUUGAUUUAGCCGAGAGUGGGAAGGCAAUAGAGUGCUGGGUGAACAAUUUUCAAGCAGACAACGGCGGCAGUCAGCCUCUAAAAUCUAGUUUCUCGAUGGUUUCCGAGAAGAUGUUUAAUCCAGAGCAAUGGCCAGAAGCCGAGAGAGAGAAUUACAGGGCCGAUCUGAGAGAGCUCGGCGAUAUGUGGCGUCGACAACGGUACGACCUUUAUCAUCGGCCGUUCGAGUUUCUAUACAUUGUUCCAGAUCCAUACUGGGAUAUACGGAAGGAUCGCGAUGAGAUAGCGCAUCAGCGAACUCGCCAGUUCAGAUCCGCGGGAAUCUUCUCACUUACCCCAUCGGAUAGUAGUGGACCAGGGAAGGAAGCUGCACUCUCACGAGACGACCUCCGGAGAUAUUCAUCUGCCGUUCGGGAGAGAAUGACGAGCAAGCCCAGUAUAAUUCCGCAGGGCACUCUGGAGGGAAAGAUCGAGAAGUAUGCUCUUGGACGAAAGUUUUUUGUCACAAAGAACGGAUACUUCGGGCUGGGCCCCAAAGACACAAGAGGUGGAGAUAGGGUAGCCGUUCUCUUCGGGUCAAAUGUGCCAUUUGUGCUCCGCAAACGCGGACCGGGAACGAAAUAUCGAGAAUGGCAGCUCAUCGGGGAGACUUACGUCCAUGGAAUCAUGAAGGGUGAACUGAUAAGACAAUGGGAACUUGGAUUCAUCGAAUCGCUGGAUAUCGUGCUUCGUUGA
This is a messenger RNA of Cladophialophora bantiana CBS 173.52, 2754 nucleotides long. RefSeq lists its product as uncharacterized. NCBI's taxonomy places the organism in Eukaryota, Fungi, Ascomycota, Eurotiomycetes, Chaetothyriales, Herpotrichiellaceae. The record is from RefSeq and is a predicted model, not a curated record. The transcript has a single exon. Bases 1 to 2754 code for a protein of 917 amino acids.